Arabidopsis lyrata subsp. lyrata is the source of this 1756-nucleotide messenger RNA. Its product is annotated as protein WVD2-like 7. The transcript is spliced from 9 exons. Lineage: Eukaryota; Viridiplantae; Streptophyta; Magnoliopsida; Brassicales; Brassicaceae. The coding region runs from base 356 to 1546 and encodes 396 amino acids. The record is from RefSeq and is a predicted model, not a curated record.
AGAAAAGGUGGUUUGUUUAUCACUAGAAAAAUUCCAUACACAGUAUUUAUUUAUAUAUUGGCGGACCACUUUCUCUCUCAUGUGGUGUGAGAGGAUACUACUACUUUAGUAAUAUAGUAAAACAAAAAUCUCUCAUAAAGCAACGGAAAGGAAGAAACAGACAGAGAAACCUGCAUUUUCUUUUUUUGAAUUCAAAUUUUAAACAGUAAAAAGCUUUUUCUAUACAACGGAUACAUCUUACUUCUACUUUCUUUCUUUUUUGUCUUUCAUUUAUAAACUAGAAAAAAUACAUUAGUUUUGUGAUCUUUGGAAUAGAAUUCACUUGUCUGUAAAAAUAGAUCUUGUUCCCAAAAGAAUGGGAGAAUCUGCUUGUCUCAUGCAGCCUUUCUCAUAUGCAGCUCCACAGGGAGAUUCUCUUGGUGCUUUAGGACAGUCUGUGUCCUUCGGGAGAUUCAUGUCGGAGAAACUUGACUGGGAAAAAUGGUCUGCUUUCUCCACACACAACCCUUAUGUGGCCGAGGCAGAGAGAUACUCAAAGCCCGGAUCUGUCGCUCAGAAGAAAGCUUUCUUUGAAGCUCACUACAAGAAACUCGCUGCUGCUAGAAAAGCUGCUGCUGAAGAGGCCCUCUUGCUUCAGCAGCAAAUCCCUAAACCCCAACCAGUCCAAGAAGAAGAUAUCAAUGGAGGAGGCAAUAAAGAUUGGCUGGUCUCGAAACCGGAUCUUGAGACUUCAGGAAGAUCUUUAGAUGAUUCUGCUGAAAUGAAAUUCCUAGCAGGAGAAGAAGGCGUAUUUAGAGGUAAUAGACAAUCUGAUGAGAAAGAGAACUGUGGGUUGGCUGAGUCAGAGAUCAAUGCCAAAGUUUCUUCUACAGGUGGAGAACAUGUGGAUGAGGAGAAGCCUAUUCUAAUGUCUUCGCAGAAGAAAUCCAAAAACUCACAACAAUCAAAGAGCAGUACCAAAUCAAGAGUCUAUAAGUACAAUUCAUCGGAGAGGACUCCAAGUCAAAAGUCUAGCAACAAGAGCAGCUCUUACACUUUCACACCUGCAAAAGAGUUCAAUAGAUUGGUGUCCAUCAUAAGGAAGAUUGAUGGGUCAAGAGCUUCUUCUAAACCAACCAAAGACUGCAAAACUCCUCUCCGGACACCAUCAUCAAACAAGGUGUCUGCAAAGGGAAUUGCUGAUGACUCUUUGUCCUCACCUUUAUCUAGUAACAGAAGGUGUUACAGUAAGUGCAGAGGGAAGAUAGCUCCUGAUUCUUCUGCCAAGACAGGUCGAGGAAGAUGGAAUUUCCUCCCUGCAGAGACACCGAGCUGUUUUACACCGUUUGGCUUAAGAACAGAGGAGAGGGCAGAGAGAAGAAAAAAGAAGCUAGAGGAGAAAUUCAAAGCAAUGGAGCCACAGAACCAGAAGGCAGAGGAAAGGAGUGUGGAGAAGGAAGAGAGUAAACUACGGCAAAGGCUAUGCUUCAAAGCGAAGCCACUUCCAAAUUUCUACAAACAGAGACCAAAAUCAACAGACCAAACUAAGAAAGCUCUGUUACAGUAGCAGAGAGAUAUUGCGCGGACUUAGCGCCUGUGGCUGUGGGGAGAACUAUCAAAACCGGUUUGCCUCAAAAAAAGGAUUAGUUUGGAAUUGUUGACAUAUUUGGUUUUAUUCCAAGAAGAAGUAUUGAAUUUUACUAGAUUGCAUUGUAUGAAUGAAUUAUUUGUAAACUUGUUAUAUAUGCUUUGAAAAAGGUGAGAGAAUUGGAGGCAA